Molecule: messenger RNA, 1236 nt
Organism: Babesia bigemina
Lineage: Eukaryota; Apicomplexa; Aconoidasida; Piroplasmida; Babesiidae
Product: Splicing factor U2af, large subunit
Exons: 1
Coding region: 1-1236 (411 amino acids)
Cellular component (GO): nuclear speck; U2-type prespliceosome; U2AF complex
Molecular function (GO): pre-mRNA 3'-splice site binding; poly-pyrimidine tract binding
Source: RefSeq, a predicted model, not a curated record
AUGGCGGGCGGAGAUUACGACGCCGAACCGCCGCGAAGGUACGCCUCGGACGGAAGAAGGGAAUCCGACUCACGGCACGAAUACAGCAGGGAUUCCCACCGCCAUGACAGCAGGCGGGACCACCGCUCCAGGUAUAGCCGCAGAAGCAGGUCGAGGAGCAGAGACAGGAGAAGCCCGCCGCGAAGAAGCUCACACCGCGAUAGGUCCAGGUACUCGCGUGGCAGGGAUGACAGGCCGCGGCGAUACGAUAGGCACGAGCCCGAAAGCAAGGAUGCUCAUCAGGAAAGACAUGAGGAAGAUGCUGACGCAUUGGCGCUGAACCCGAACUUGUCGCCCAGCCAUGCCAGGUCCAGGGCAGCGGAGCGACGCAGGAGGAAGGCGCAGGCGGAUUGCAUCAGGCGUGCGGGAGGUUUCCAGAAGCUCGCCGACCAAGAAGGACACGAAACGGUGCGACUAUUCUGGGACGGCUUCCAGUGGGUCGCAAAGACGGGGCAGGCCGCGCUCAUGAUGAACACCGACUCGGCGUACAUGAACUCAACCAGGAAGUUGAGGAGGCUCUACUUCGGAAAUUUGCCGUUGGCCUCGGGGCUAACGGAAAAUGCAUUCCAAAACAUUGUAUGGAAUGAAAUGAGGACGCGCAACUUCUGCAAUGACCCCAACGUAUCACCCGUACUCUAUGUCUGGUUCGCCAAGGACAAGGGCAACUACGGGUUCGUUGAGUUCGCCACGGUCGAAGAGACUGAGAGGGCGCUCACCAUGGAUGGCAUGAACUGUAUGGGAGCGCAGUUGCGUGUCUCGAGGCCCAACGAUUACUCGACCUCCGGCGCCAAGCAGCCCAUACCCGGGAUGCAGACGCAAAACAUUAUACCUCCGGACGCGUUCAAGGGCAGCUGCCUUAAGGUAGCGCAGAUAGUGCUGCCGGAAAGCGUGCAGAAGGAAAUCGAAUACUUGGACGUCCUCGACGACGUCAGGGAGGCAUUCGAAAAACACGGGAAAAUCAAAACCUGCGCCAUAGUCACCCCCAGGCACAAGGACAUCGCCCCCAACCUCAAGCCGGGAGACGUCAUCGUCGAGUUCGUGGAUCGCGAAUCGCUGCUUGCCUGCGUACAAAACAUGCAACAUCGCAAAUACGAAAAGAGGGAAAUACAAUUUGUCCCGAUGGAAGACGAGGACUACAAGCACGUGGCAGAGCCACUCAUCCUGGAUCUCGAGGCUCUGGAACGUGAGGCCGAGUGA